AUGUUUACACAAUCCCUUCACUUCUCAAUUGAGUUGAAAGACAAUCAACACUUCCGGACAUUAUCUCAAACUUUAGAUCAAUUGAGUGAUGAAACGUAUGGAUCGGUUGGACAUCACAUGAAGACUGAAUUUGAAGACCGACUGAAAAGUCAAUCAAAUGAUCGGAAAUUAAGACAAAGAUAUGAAACACAAGAAGUAAAUCAAAGUAUUGAUGAUAACAGCGAUGGCGUGAAUGAAGACAUGUUUGACAAUAAAUAUUCAUUAAAUUCAAUGACUGAUGAAAUGCAGACAUUAAUAAACAGCACUUCAAAGCCAUCGACAUCUCAAUCAUCACAAGAGAUGGCAAACAAAGACAUGAAUAGAAAGAGUAGUAAAUGCCGCAAGAGUUGUAAGAGUUAUCCGACGGACGCAUACUUUGUGCAGCAUUUGAUGAGAACUCAUAGAUUAAAACAAUACUUCUGCACUCAUGAGGGCUGUGGUCAAGCAUUUAAGAUUAAGCGCAACUUAACUACACAUGAAUUGAUUCACAAUACCGUCAAACCAUUUCGUUGUCCACAGAAUGGCUGUCAAUACAAAUGCAUUAGUGAUGACUAUUUGAGAGCACAUCUGAAGAGACGGCACAAUAUCGAUAAGAAGAGGACACCAAUGGAUCGCACGGAUAGAGUGGCCAUUGAAUCGGAACCACUGAUCAAAGACACGAAAUUCUUUACGUUAAACACUUCGGAAAGAAAUCGAUGCUUUGAUCCGAAGGCGAAGACCUGGAAGUGUCCGGCGAUUGAGUGCCAGAAGGCAUACAAAACGCGUAAACAAUUGAACCAACAUUUAAAUACCGUUCACAGAGAACCCCGAUUUAAAUGCCAUUACGAUGGCUGCGAAAAGAUCUUUUCUACCCGUCCCGGUCUGGACAUCCAUAUACUGAUCCAUAAAAAUAUUAGACGAUUUAAAUGCGAUUACAAAGACUGUGUUUUUAGAGGCGUUACCAGUGGUGCUCUGACCACACAUAUGGUCACACAUGUGACAGACAAACAAGUGUUUCAAUGCCCGGCCGACGGGUGCGGCAAAUGGUUUAAAACUCGCGCCGUGUUAGCCGUACACUCGCGGACACAUCUGAGCGAACCGUCGUUCCGGUGCGGCGCCGAUGGAUGCGAUGCUAUAUUUUUUAAUAAGAAUCAAAGAAUCAAACAUCAGGUCUGUGUCCACAAUAGGAAAUAUAAGAGUCCGAAACCGCAUCGAAAGCAACGGUGCGAUUGGCCCGGAUGUGAGUAUUCGGGAAUUGGUAUUAUUAGUCAUAAACGCAAACAUACGGGAGAGCGACCACAUGUGUGCGUUUGGCCCGAUUGUGGUAAACGCUAUGGAAAUAAACUCCGAUUGAGAGAUCACAUGAAUAUGCAUAACAAUGUGCGCCCAUAUGUGUGUCAAUGGCCCGGAUGUGAGUACACGACUACCGGUGCCUCCUAUUUGUUUAAUCAUAAGAAGUUUGUUCACAAAAUGUAA
Messenger RNA from Medioppia subpectinata, 1494 nucleotides. Lineage: Eukaryota; Metazoa; Arthropoda; Arachnida; Sarcoptiformes; Oppiidae. The record is from the annotation of a GenBank genome assembly.